Molecule: messenger RNA, 1014 nt
Organism: Mytilus trossulus (common blue mussel)
Lineage: Eukaryota; Metazoa; Mollusca; Bivalvia; Mytilida; Mytilidae
Exons: 1
Coding region: 1-1014 (337 amino acids)
Source: RefSeq, a predicted model, not a curated record
AUGCAGCGGGUGAAUUCUAGUCUAGUUGAAAUGUCCAAGGUAACCAGACGAUUGAUCUUACAUAUUGUUACAGUUAUUGUAACUAAAAAUUCAAAGAUGGUCAUAGUUAUGUUUUCGACUUUUACAGUAACACAACUGUUUCGGCCAGCGAGGAGCGGAACCACUGGAAGGACCAGAAGUAAACAGCAGGUGAGAACCUGGAUAGGUCAAUUUGUUUGCCUCUCAGACGUGAACGCAACAAGAACACCAUCAUCGUCUGAAAAGAUUUCACUACAAUCUGCAGGAUUAGGUCACAAAAAGAUACAGUUCCGGCUAGACGACAGCGAAGAAGAAGUUUUUAAUAUUUUGUCCACAGAAGAAAAAGGGUUCCCUCAGUUGUACAACAUCGGUGGUUUUGAACUACUUCAUUGCACCAGCAAUUGCAGGGAACUCCAACGCCUAAACUGCAAAUGGGACGUUGAGUCAUUACGGGAGAUAAUAGGCAGCCAGGCAAAAAUAUACUUACGCCCGAUUCAGAGAAAUUUAAAAGUUAUUGCCCAUUCCGUGCCGGAAGCAACAUCACUAGAAGCAGAGUGUGAAAAUUGUCACAAUAAAUUUAUAUUAAGUGAGUUAAGAGAACAUGUAAAGGAUUGCAAUAAUGAAGAGAAUGAUGUUGUAUUACUCAAUGAUGGAAAAGAAAAUGAGACGCUUGAAAAUGUAGAAGAUGGCGAGAAUGCCGAGGAAAUAAAUAAAGAAGUCAAUAAAUCUGAAAGUACAAUACAGGAAACGGUAGACGAUAUUGUAACAACAUGCAAAUUAAACAACAUUAACGAUCCUAUAGACAUAUUACGAAUAUGCCAAAACAAGAUAGUUCAAGGCAGAACACUGGAUAUAAUUGAUGAUGCAGAUGUUCUGUCAGGGGGAACAAAUUACAUAAUGGUAGACAGAGAGGACAUUUUAAAGUCUGCAAUGACAGAGAUAGACGAAAUAGACAACCUUCGAACAGUCUCCGGGACAAGUUUGCAAUUCCGCUGA